Molecule: messenger RNA, 698 nt
Organism: Abrus precatorius (Indian licorice)
Lineage: Eukaryota; Viridiplantae; Streptophyta; Magnoliopsida; Fabales; Fabaceae
Product: transcription factor bHLH36-like
Exons: 4
Coding region: 48-698 (216 amino acids)
Biological process (GO): regulation of transcription by RNA polymerase II
Cellular component (GO): RNA polymerase II transcription regulator complex
Molecular function (GO): DNA-binding transcription factor activity, RNA polymerase II-specific; protein dimerization activity; RNA polymerase II transcription regulatory region sequence-specific DNA binding
Source: RefSeq, a predicted model, not a curated record
AAGAUCAGAUCUUGAAUGAUCCUGUGAUAGAUGGCAGUAGUGCUCUAAUGCCUUUUACAAGUCAAAGGGGAAUUAAGGGCAAGCAGCGAGAAAAGUUACCUGAUUGGGGAACAAAAGAUUACAAGAUUACCGCCAUAGAUGAAAACAAGAAGCAUAUGCAUAGGGAGAUCGAAAAACAAAGAAGACAAGAAAUGGCCAAGCUAUGCACCACCUUUAGAUCUCUUCUUCCUUUAGAAUAUAUUAAGGGAAAACGCUCAAUUUCUGAUCACAUGCACGAGGGUACGAAAUAUAUCAAGUACCUUCAAAAUAAGGUGAAACAGUUGCAAGCCAAGAAGGAUGAGUUAAUGAAGUUGUCUAAUUUAAGUCCUUUUGGCACUGAUACUGGAAACUUUACUACUCAUUCUCCAAUACAUGUCAUUGUUCAUCCUUGUCCAGGAGGUGUUCAGAUUAAGUGUAGUUAUAGCUUCAGGAAAUAUGUGUUUACUUUAUCAAGUGUGCUAGACAUAGUGGUUAAAGAAGGGCUUGAUGUGGUCAACUGUACUUCCAUUAAAACAGAAGAUGGCAGGUUCAUACACACUGUCCGAUCAGAGGAUCCACAUAUGAUGACAGGGAGUAAUUACACUGAACUGCAAAGAAAUCUUAUCGAAGCAAUAUCAUCUUCAGGUUUGGAGGAGAGGCUGUCGGAACCUGAAAACUGA